Molecule: messenger RNA, 1140 nt
Organism: Symbiodinium sp. CCMP2592
Lineage: Eukaryota; Dinophyceae; Suessiales; Symbiodiniaceae
Source: the annotation of a GenBank genome assembly
AUGCGGCUCUUGGCCGCUGAGGCAGUGAACCUGGAGGCGGCACUUGCCGGUGCUUCAGUUGUCGUCCAGGAGUGGGAUUGGUCAAGGUUUGCAGUGCUCGAUGUGUUCCAAGCAGCGCCCAGAAAUGGUGGGCAGGUCGAGUUGCUUCAGGACACACAGUCGAAGGAGCUGUUGGUGGCCAAGGUCAUGCCGCUCUGUUGGACCUGUGGAGACCACGAGAAGUUUGUCGAGAUGUACCCGGAAGAAACCGAGAUGCCCUGGCGUGAUGUAUGCGUCACACAAUACCUGGACCAGAGACUUGGUGAGCCGCACGUCUGCAAGUUUUUCGGCAUCUUCCGAAGAUCAUCUAAAGGACAAGAUGCAGGUGGUGGUGGGCCUUGCGAUGCCCCGCAGGACAGCAGCGGCGAACAUGCGGAGGAGGGCGAGCACUGCCUGGUGCUGUCCUACUGCCGCGGUGGAGAUCUUUUCACCUGGCUGGAGAGGAGUCGGUCCAUAGAUGUUGUGGCGAGCCGGGAGCAACUGGCCCGUCCCUUGAUCCAUGAAACCCUGAGGGCUGCCUCCAGCGUUCACCGCCUUGGGGUGUCGCAUGGUGAUCUCAGCUUGGAAAACAUUCUGCUUUUCUCGGAGAAGGCACAGCUCCCUCCGGACAUUCGCCUAGUGGACUUUGCCUGCGCAUGCGGGCCUCGUGCCUGUGGACCGCGGGGGAAGAGUCCCUACCAAGCCCCAGAGAUGCACUGUUCCGACGGCUACUGCACCGUGGCUGCUGAUGUGUUUGCGUUGGGCGUGGUUGUCUUCGCCCUCGUGGUGGGGAACUACCCUUGGAAAUCUACGAAGCCGAACACUUGUCAGUUUUUCCGCUACUUCAAGGAGUUCGGAUUACAAGCCUUUUUGGUGCGCCGACGCGUCAAAACUCAGCUCUCUGGGCUGCAACCGCUCUCAGUCGUCCUCUCUCAUGAGGUCAUCGACUUGCUGCAAGGACUGCUAUGCGUCGAUCCACUGAUGAGAAUGCAGAUUCCCACUGCGCUGGAGCAUGAGUGGUUCCAGCAGGUGACAGUCAUGCCGAGAAAUCCGAGCCAAUCUCACAUAGACGAAUCCGAAUUUCUGUUCUCCAUUGUCAGGACUCCACUGCAAGCAAACUAG